Molecule: messenger RNA, 1740 nt
Organism: Truncatella angustata
Lineage: Eukaryota; Fungi; Ascomycota; Sordariomycetes; Amphisphaeriales; Sporocadaceae
Exons: 3
Coding region: 1-1740 (579 amino acids)
Biological process (GO): protein folding
Molecular function (GO): alpha-tubulin binding
Source: RefSeq, a predicted model, not a curated record
AUGACUUCAAAAGUUAAUCCCGGUGACCGGCUGUCUUAUGACGGCGCCCUAUGCACAGUCCGAUACGUCGGCGAAGUGACAGGCACAUCAGGAUCUUGGAUUGGGGUAGAAUGGGACGACGCGACCCGGGGCAAGCACGACGGCUCCCACAAAGGAACACGCUACUUCUCAUGCAAAUCCAAAUUAUCCACAGCUGCCUCUUUCGUGCGGCCAACCAGGUCUGCAGAGUCACCACGCAGUUUCGUUUCGGCGCUGCAAGACAAGUAUACCGGGGAGGUGUCGGCGGCCAGUGCGCAGAUCAAGUUCUCAGGGAAAAUCGCCGAGGAAGUUGGAUUUCACAAGAUUCAACGCAAACAGGCUAAUUUGGCCGAGUUGAAGUUUCUGAUCUUGGAUGGCACGCGCAUCGCCUAUCCCUACGACAAUGGAGAUGCGUGCAUCGCUGAUACUUGCCCCAAGGCGAUCGAACUUGAUCUCAGCCGCAACUUGUUCACCAACUUUGGGAUCGUUGUGGACAUAUGCUCUGAAUUGCUCACCGUACACAAUCUACGGCUGAACGGUAAUCGCCUUCUGAAUAUCCUUCGCCAUGAAGAUUCAGAGCGUACUGAUGUGGUAUUCAAGAAUAUUAAGGAUCUUGCAUUUGAUCAGACACUCAUGAGCUGGGAAGAGAUAUGCCAUUUAUCUUCUAAAUUUUUGUCUCUGGCAACUUUAUCCGCCGUUGAAAACCAACUGUCAUCGCUCCCGCAGGUUCCCUUGAGAAACAUCUCCUCAUCACUGCAUUCGCUCAAUCUUGAGUGGAAUGAAUUCACUUCGCUGUCGGAUAUAGCAAGUCUGGGCGAGCUGAAAGCGCUUCGCAAUCUACAUCUGAAAGGAAACAAUAUUGCAGCGAUGACUCAUGACCCUUCAGCAAAGCCUCCCGUUUUCUCACCAAGUCUGCAAUACCUGGAUAUAUCCUACAACCAGAUUCCUUCUUGGUCGUUCGUGGAUGAUCUCCCAACCGCUUUCCCAGGCCUUACUCAGCUGCGAUUCACCCAUAAUCCUAUAUACAAUAACCCAGAUCCGGAGCACUCCAUCCAGUCGAAGACGUUCACAGAGGAAGCUUACAUGAUUACUGUGGGCCGUCUGGCCAAUCUGCGAGGCCUUAACUUUGGCACCAUCUCAGCAAGUGACCGGCAAGAUGCGGAAAUGUUUUAUCUAGCACGCAUCGGCAAACAUUUGUCCGCCGUACCUGAAGACGAAGAGAGCCAGGUCAUCAAGAAGCACAAGCGUUACGCCGAGUUAGUUGAGCUCUAUGGUCUUCCUGUCAUAAACAGGCAGAAGGAGACCAAUCCGGCGUUUCUGGAGGCUCGUCUUGUCGCAGUCCAGUUCAUUUUUCAUCCUCAAAAUAGUGAAAGCACUGUUGAGAGACUUACCAAGAUCCCCAAGAGCUUUGAUAUCUACAGAGUCAAGGGCAUUGCAGGAAAACUGUUUGCACAAGAUCCACUCGGCUUACGCUUGAUUUGGGAAACAGGGGAAUGGGACCCGGUCGCCGGAUUUGACGAAGAAGUAGAAGACAGCAGCGAUGAAGAAGAUGCGGAAGAGCCUGCUCGCAACGACGCGGUCUCACAGUCCGAAUCUGGCAAAAAGGCUGGUUGGUGGGUCAAACGGGAAGUUGAACUGCAAGACGGCCCGCGGCAGCUUGGCUUCUGCGUGGAUGGAUUGGAUGCAAAAGUAAGAGUUGAGUUACGACGAAUUCAAGUGUAG